Trichosurus vulpecula (common brushtail) is the source of this 9065-nucleotide messenger RNA. It is a transcript of the gene CEP170B, whose product is annotated as centrosomal protein 170B. Lineage: Eukaryota; Metazoa; Chordata; Mammalia; Diprotodontia; Phalangeridae. The coding region runs from base 243 to 5234 and encodes 1663 amino acids. Gene Ontology annotation, molecular function: protein binding. The transcript is spliced from 19 exons. The record is from RefSeq and is a predicted model, not a curated record.
CCGGGGCCGGGGCGGGCUGGCGAGCCGGCCCGGCUCAGCCGGGGCCAUGUCCUAGCCGCCGAGCCGCGCCUCCGCGCCGCGCACAGCCGGCAGGGCCCGGGCUCUCUCCGGCCCCGCGCCUGGAGGACAGGGAGGAGGAGGUGGCGGCUGCGGCGGCGGAGCUGCUGGCAGGAGCCCGGGCCCUGGACUGGGGGACCCGAGGCCGGAGCAGGAAGCUCAAAGAGGAAGUGACAGCUAACAAGAUGAGUGUGACAUCAUGGUUUCUGGUGAGCAGCAGUGGCACCCGCCACCGGCUGCCAAGAGAAAUGAUAUUUGUUGGCCGGGAUGACUGUGAACUGAUGCUUCAGUCUCGAAGUGUGGACAAACAGCAUGCAGUCAUCAACUACAACCAGGACAAGGAUGAGCACUGGGUGAAAGAUCUUGGCAGCUUAAAUGGGACAUUUGUGAAUGAAGUGCGCAUCCCUGACCAGAAAUACGUCACUCUGAAACUCAACGAUGUCAUCCGCUUUGGCUACGAUUCUAACCUGUACGUGUUAGAACAUGUCCAACACAAGGUCCCCGAAGAAGCUCUGAAGCAUGAGAAGUACACCAGCCAACUGCAAAUGAAUUUUAAAGGCACAGCCGUGAAGCGAGGGGACCCUCCACCAGACCUUGGGCCUUAUUCUGAAUCCCCACAGGCCAAACCAGAGAAGGGAGACCGGAGACCUGUCCCAGAGCCAUUGACCUACCGCACACCACUCUAUGGGCAACCUUCAUGGUGGGGGGAGGAUGAUGGCAAUAACAAGUUGGACAGGUCAGAUGACCAGCACCAGGAGGACCAUUAUCCAGAAAGGACCAAGGAGAUUCCCCAGCAUGAAGAGGUCAAUGGGAACAUUCCAAGCUACCGGGAUGGCCAGGAACCGUCAACAUUUGCAUUCCGGAGGGAGCCGAGCUAUUUUGAGAUCCCCACAAAAGAGUUUCAGCCCGUGUCCAAGUCCGUGGAGGAACAGGUUCAUGAAGUCCCCACGAAGGAUGUGGAGCCAGGAGGGGGCGGGGCACCCCCAGUGGUGCAGAGCCAUGCCUCCUUCACCAUUGAAUUUGAUGACUGUAGCCCUGGCAAGGUGAAGAUCAAGGAUCAUGUCACCAAGUUCUCCCUGCGACCUCGGCGGCCUCUUGUGAAGGAACCGGCACCUACUGACAUGGUGUCUGCCCAGAGCAAGGUAGCUCAUUGGUUGGUACAGAAUGAUCCUAGCCUGAUACGAAGGCCAGGACCUGGGGAGGAUGGCUACAGCACCAAGAGUGAUCUGCCCGUCCAUGUACGGACACUAAAGGGCCACCGCCAUGAAGAUGGUACACAGAGUGACACAGAGGAUCCAGCAGCAGCAUCUUCUCUAAAGGCAGAAAAAGAGGCUUCCCCAGUGCCAGUGGCAGAGCCCCCCAUGGGGGAGCAGGUCCGACUGCAGCGGCAGAUCAAGCGGGACCCCCAGGAAAUGCUGCACAACCAGCAGGCCUUUGUCAUUGAAUUCUUCGAUGAGGACACACCCCGUAAAAAGCGUUCCCAGUCCUUCACCCACGUGCCAGCUGACCCCAAAGCAGACAAGCGCAGAGUGCCGGGACCCACCGGUGUCUGUGGGGGAAUGGCUGCUGUCCCAGGUCCUGCCUCCGGUCGGGCAUCCGGAAGUACUUCAGGCCCCCAGAGGGCCAGUUCACUCAAGCGAGAGAAGACAGAGGAUCGGAUAGGUUCCACCUCCACAGCUGCCCGCCCAGGACACCGACUCUAUGGCAGUGUGGGGCGCAGGUCCCGGAUGGCUCAGGAGUUUGCUGCCGAGUACCUGCGGGAGACUACAACAGCAGGGAGGCCGGGCCCAGAAAAACAGCCACCAGGCUUGCCCACACCCCUAGCUCCCCGUGUGGUCAUCUCAACGGCUCCCCCAGCCCCACCAUCCUCCCCAGCCCCAGUGUCCUCUGACCCUCAGCUGACCAAGUCCCAGAAGCAGGAGGAGGAUGAUAGUUUAAGUGAUGCCGGCACCUAUACCAUUGAGACAGAGACACAGGACAAGGAAGUUGAGGAGGCGCGGAAAAUGAUUGACCAGGUUUUUGGGGUGUUUGAGUCCCCUGAGUUUUCCAAGAUGACCUCAGCUACCUUCCGCCCAGUUAUCCGUGGGGAGAAGGAUGAAGCAGGCUCCUCCCCACCCCCUGUGGCAGAGGCAGGGGUGGCUCAGCGGCUGGCUAUGCUGCAGGAGUUUGCCUCUAGGACCUCAGGCCUGUCUCCUCCAGGCGAGACCCAGGUCCUGCCAGUGUCAGGCUCUCCAGGGAGUCAGAAAUGGGUAUCCCGUUGGGCCAGUCUGGCUGAUAGCUACCUGGAUCCGGGACCAGGGACUUUGCUCUCUGAGUCAACCCCAGCUGGCCUGGACUCUGAGACUGACAUCACCAACCACAAAGUAGGGGAGUUGGAGCCGACUUUGCCUUCCAGAACACGGAGACUACUCCCCCAAUUACCCCCAAGUGACAAAGCAGAAAGUCCUAUGCUGACUGGAUUAAUGGGGCCAGAACCCUAUCCUGAAGUCACCAAGAGAAAUGCAGCCAAGCAAGCAGCCUCAGAGUCCUAUGAGAACCAGGUGGACCACUUGUUCAUGCAAGAAGAUCUGGACCCAGACAGUCUCAGUGAUGGAAGCCAGUCAGAUGAUGGUCUUGGGCCUGAGGAGAGAAAGAGUAAUAGUGCCCAGAGGCCAGAGUGGCCCAGGGGCCAGCAGCAUUCACCAGUGGCAGAGCUUCAGCAUUCCAAACCCAAGACAGCAGGGGAGCCAGCCCCCAUGUCCUUCUACAUUGGAGAUGAGAACAAGGAGCUCAGCUUCCCCUCCAAACUCUGCCCAAGUCCUCCACCAUCCCGAACCAACAAGGAACCUGUGGAUCAGGAGUCAUCCCCCUUGCGGCCAAUCAGCAGCUCCCCUUCCCUGAGGUCCAGAGCCAAGGAGGAGAAUGGUACAUAUAUCAGCAUGACAGGGAAGAUGACUAUUUCCCUACAGACCAACCAGUUGCCAGAACAAGAUAGUUCAGCAGUGGUGGCAAAGGAGGCCCUAUCCUUUGUCCGUCAAGAGAGCUUUACCAAAGAGCGGGCAAGCAGUGGCAUUGCUCCCAACAGGCUCCCCCACAUAUCUAGCCAUCCCCUCCUGAAGGACUUGGAGGCUGCCCGGGCUACCCGCAUGGACUACCAUACUCAGGAUACACACUUAAUCCUGAAGGAGACGGAGACGGCUCUUGCAGCUUUGGAAGCCAAGAUCCUUGCCAAGUCCCCCGGGGAGGAUGCCAGGAACACUCCCACACAGCCAGAGGAUUCCUUAUCAGGUGACUCUGAUGUGGACACAUCUAGCACUGUUAGCCUUCUCAGUGGGAAGAAUGGGUCCAGCCAGAACCAGAAGGGCAAGGUGGCUGUGGGCAAUGGCUCACAGAAAGAACGGCCAUCAUCUGCACCUUCAGUCCAGGAUUCUAGCAAUGGUGGUCUUGUGCCCAGUGCCCGUGAGCGGCUCUCAGAGAAGCAGCGUCGCCCAGGACCAGCCCCAGAAGGAACUCGGCGCUUCCAGGUUAAACGUAAUAAUGGAACUCGUGGAUCUGUGGACUUUACAGAUGACGAGCGGGGCUCAGGUCACACCCACACAUCUGGUCCAGAUACUGUCACUUCAGAACCUGAACAUCAGCCGGCAGCAACAGUCAGACCCACACCCAGGAGGAAGCCCUCAGCCCCAUCUCCUUCUCCUUCAGCCACUAAGGAAGAACAUGGCCGGGCAUCUGCCAACGUGCAGAAGGUACAACAGAUUCUCACAAGGUCUAAUAGCCUGUCAACCCCACGGCCCACUCGGGCCUCAAAGCUUAGGCGGGCUAGGCUUGGGGAUACCUCAGACAAUGAGGGAGCUGAGAAUGAAAGGGCCACCGCAUCCAACCCUGAGGCCACCACCAAGCAGGCCACAGAGGGCAAGAAGCUGUCCCGCCUGGACAUUCUUGCCAUGCCCCGGAAAAGGGCCGGCUCAUUUACAGUGCCCAGCGAUCUGGAGUCAGCCCCAGCCCGGACAGGCUUCUCUGGAAGGAGUGUUGAGUCCUACUACUCAAGCCGGAAGCCAACCAUGUCAGAAGCUCGAGCAGCAGCCAGGAAAACAGCAGCAGCUGUGGCUGCCGCAAAACAGCCUUUCAACAGGGCUCGCUCAGGCACUGCCCGAUACUCAUCCUCUUCUAACUCCCGGCGGAGGCAGCAGGGUUCAGAUUGCACAUCCACCUCGGAGGAGGAAUACGGCUCCACCCACAGUUCUCCCAAACACAAACGCUCCCAUGCCUCAACAGCCACUCAAACUCUGAGGGCCACUGGUCAGGGCCGGCCUAGACCCUAUAAUGGGCGGGACACGGAUGAGGAUGAAGAGGAAGACGAGCCCGAGCACUACAACUUCAUUGUACAGACGGCAGAGAUCGCUGAGAUUGCCAGGUUAAGCCAGACUCUGGUGAAAGAUGUUGCCAUCUUGGCGAGAGAGAUCCAGGAUGUGGCUGGGGAUGGAGACUCCCAGAGCUCCUCAGGAACUGGCCGUGGCACCUCACUCAGCUCUGUCCCCAGCACCCCAGCCUCCACUAUCUCUGCCAGAGAGGAGCUGGUACAGCACAUCCCAGAAGCCAGCCUCAAUUUCCAAAAGGUGCCACCUGGUGCCAUGGGUUUGAAGGACUUCGACCAGAACAUGAAUGACAAUCGGGAUGACAAUUAUGCUUGGAGGACACGGCCCAGAAACCGAGAAGAGGUGAUCUUUGAUAACCUGAUGCUGAAUCCUGUUUCCCAGCUAUCGCACACAAUCCGGGAGAACACGGAAAACCUUGCAGAGAAAAUGAAGAUUCUCUUCCAGAACACAGAGAGGACCUGGGAAGACAUGGAAGCCAAGAUCAACUCGGAGAAUGAAGUGCCCAUCCUGAAGACAUCUAACAAGGAGAUCAGCUCCAUUCUGAAGGAACUAAGGAGAGUCCAGAAACAGCUAGAAGUUAUCAAUGCAAUCAUUGACCCCACUGGGAACUUGGAUAUCAUGACUGGCAACAGGCUAUCAUCGGGGUCAACGCUAAGGCCAGCCAAUAAGGUCAGGACUGCUAUUAGCCCAGCCCCUCCUCCUGAGGAAGUGGGGGGCUCCCUGACACCAUCCAUGAAAAACCACACCCAGAACUCCACCUGCAGCUCAACCCGACUCCAGGACGCCGCCUUCCUUCCCGAGGCAGAGAAGUUUGUGAUAUGAAGCCGUGUCCUGCGUCAUCGCCGCUGGCCCCUGUGAUUCCAGUGGUGUGGUAGUGUUGUGUGUGUGUAUGUGAUUGUGGGCUAUUGUGUCAGUCUUUGGCACUUUGUACAAAGAAAUUGAGCCUAUUGGGCCUAAGGCAGUUGUUAGACAACUAGCCACGUCAGAUAUCCCACAUGUGCCAAAUGGAUAGCCCAGCUGUGCACCUCUCCUGGGCUCCUCUGCCCUCCCUAGUCUAGUAAUCACACCCCUCUCUUUCACUCAUUGUCCAUGGCUAUCAGGUCUUGACCUUGAUGAUGUGUUCCAUCCAUUCCCAGGGCCAUGGACAUCCCCUAAUGUUGGGUCUGCAUGGACCGGCUCAUAAGCUUAAGGAUCUGAUCCAGUGGCAUGGGAUGGGUUCCAAGUCCCCUGACGGGCAUGUCCUAUAUCUGGCAUUAGCACCAGGCUCUGAAUUUCUAGGGUACCAGAUAAGCCUAGGUGGCAUUAAGGUUUUUCUAGACCUGCCUUUGGACUGACCUUGGAAUUAGCUAGGCCUAGGGUCGCUCUCUGGCCAAAUCAUUGUCCUUUUAGCCUGAUUUGAGUCUCGUCUUGGUAUUCAUUCUUUAGCUUUUACAAAGGAGGAAAAAGUUUGCUCUUAGGAAGCUGGUGUCCCUUAGGGGCUAGGGAGCCACCUGCAUGUGGUUCUUCAGGGAACAGGUGCUCUUCCCACAGGCUUUGGCCAGAUUACCCUAGGAAUGAGCCCUCCUGGAUCUAGCCCUCACAGCAGCUUAAAGGAUACCAGCAUUAUCGGGUCAAACAGUCAGUCAGUGGCUGUUCAGUGAAUUCUUACUCAGUGUGCCAUGCCCUAUGCCCUAUGCUCAUGCUCUGACAAGAAGACAGUAAAAGGAGAUUCCCUUCCCUCAAGGAACUUACAGUCCAGGGGGAGACAGGAGAUAGAAGCCCAUGGCCUGAUCCAAAAGAGUUCCAUCUGUGGGAGAGACUUACAUAUGGGGGGCCAUUAGGUAAUUCCCCCAGGAUUGAGGUGGAGUGCUGUCAGUGAGUGUGGGAGCUGUUCCAUGGAAGGAGAGCUUUGUGAAGAGUAGAAUGGUCAGGGAAUUCAGCCUCCUGGGAGAUGUGUACCCAUGGACACUGUUUGGCUGCAUUUGGGGGAGACCGUUAGUAGUUCCAAGGCUGGAUACUCCCCCCACCCCGCCGCCACUGCCCAGUCUCCCCUUGACAGUCCUAUCCCAGGGAGGGAGACAAGGCUGAGCAGGGGGCUGUGAGCAUCAUUCUCCUUGGUGGUGCCCAUAUUAGUCAAACAGGACUGGUGCCUCCCCUGUGGUACCAGGGGCUGGUCAGUGCCAGCACUAAGAGAUCAGGAGACAAAAACUUAGUUCGUUAUUCACAGCAAAAAAAAUGCCUUUUGUUUGACUCAAUUCACCCUGCCAAAUUGCCAGGCAUUCAGGAGAGACCCAGUGCCCCUUGCUCUGCACACUCCUUAGAGAGGCUUCCUUUGUCUCGGCAACUCUAAGAUGAGCAGACAAGGUGAUAAAUAGGCACCUGUACAGAAUGCAGUCACGUGUGCACCCAGAUACACAUAUGUACUCACAAGGGCACGAAGCACUUACAUACAGCUUGCAUGUAUACAGCGUGCACAAAAGCAUACUGCCCACACGAGCACAGACAUGUGCAUGCGCAUGUACAAACAUGUACUUGUAGACACACACACGUGGUCUGGUUUCUCUGGGCUCACUUUAGCAUCUUCUCUCCAAUCUUUGCAGUGGUGGGUCUGCCUGGUCACCCUGCCCACAGUGAGAAUGCUGGCAGGCAGGCUGAUUGCUUAGGGGUCUUGUUUGGCCUGGGAAGAGAGGUCUCCACUCUCCACUGGAAGCCAAAGCGAGCCACUUCCCCAAGUUGAAGCAUCAAUGGGAAUGUCAGACUGUGGUUCCUGAGGCCAGAGCCCUUGCCUUUCCCAAUAUUCUCCUGUACUCCAGGGGAAAACAAGGCUGCUCUCCUCCACCUGUUUCCUGGCCUGGCCCCAGACUCGGGACACCCCUUUGCCCAUAAGCCUGCCCUAGUGUCCGGCUGACUGCAGUUAGGGAAAUGUCAAGAUUGGGACCCUGAUUUUACUAGGCCAAAUCAGACCACUCCCAGGAAGAGUUAUGGUCAGCCAGAGUCAGGACCCCCCAGCUCUGGGGCUGAGGUAGCCUUCAGUCUGUAGUUGGAAGAAGACAAGGUAGAGGAGGUAGUCAUUUUUUUCCAUCUCUUCUUCCCUUGCCCAAGUCCUUCCUCAAAUAGCUUUCUUCAAAUUCCCCCUAGAGGGGCACAAUGAAGAGUGUUCUUCGUUGUGAGCCCUGUCCCUGCCCCAUCCUCUGCUGCUUUCUGAAUUUCCAGGAAUUAGAUACUGUUAUCACUGACUGACUACCAAAAAUAGUGGCAUGGAAGUCCCAGCUGUAGGGCCGCAGGGAGGAUGGGAGGGCAAAGUGUACACCACCAUCUUGCUGUGUGACCUUGGCCAAAUUCCUUCACUUCUCUGGGCUUAGGAUGGGCUCUCCACUUGCAGCACCCCUCCUUUCACCCUCAGUGCUAUGACAGUGAACCAGGUGCCUGGGAGUGCUUGGGAAAAUCUCUAUAAAUGUAGAAUGGGCCAUUUGAAUCUGAACCCCAAAACUUGGAGUCUGGAGACAUUUUUACAGCAUGAAUAUUUCUAUAGUUUUUCCUAGGCUCUUCCUGGAUUCUUUGCCAACAGGGCACAUGCUAACUUAGCUGGGUCUGUUACACACCUUUUCUCCCUCACUUUCCCAGCCCAAUAAGCCAAAGAGCUACUCCAGUCUCAUCCUUCCUUGGCUUUCCUGCCCCCACCCAGACCCAGGUGAGACCAGGACAUAGACUCUGGGUUUGUAUCCCCCCUUCCAUUCACCAGGCAUCCCAAAGGUCAGGCCUCAGAGGAGAGCAGAGUUUGCCAACAGAGACUUGGCUGGAUGGUGUUAGAUGGCCCCUUCCCACCCCACCCCCUUCCAUUAUCCUAGUCUAGGAAGAUUAGCUGUAUUGAUGAGUGCUUGAGGAAAAAUGCUAAUGGUGCAAAUGCUCUGAGAAGGUUCAAAUGCCCUGGCAAAGUGUGAGUCUGAUGGUAUCCAAUGAUCUGGGGGUUCUUGGGCCUGUGGCCAACUCAGGAGUGUUUCUAUGUUUACAUGCAGCUGUUUAAGAGUUCUGUUUUUAAACUUUUUUUAAAGACUAAAAACAGAAGAAAGUAUAGAAGAUAAGUGUAUGGCUUCUCCUGGUUCCUUUCUCUGCUUCCUAAUUCAGCCUUGGCAGCAUCCUUGGAGUAUGCUCGCCUAAGCUCAUAUUCCUCUGUGGCCCCCUCCAGGACUGGCUAGACUGAAGCAUGCCUGUGGUGAGGGAGGGGUCACGCUCUCUGCUGCCUGGUGCUUCCUCAUUGCUGACCCAGCCAUUGGGUGUAUAUAUAAUGAGAGAGAUGGCUCUACCCUCUGUCUUGGGCCAGCCAUAUGCAUGAGUGUGUCCGUGUACCUUACAAAUGAUCAAUGUCCAUCUUUUCUCACUCAUCAACUUGCUCUGCCACUGGUUGAUUCUCUGGUUUUCCACCCCACUCCCUCUCCUUCAUGAUAGUUGUAUAAUUUUUUUUGGAGGGGAGGAAUUCACAAGCUUACACCUUUCUUUCCGGUUUGGUUUGUUCCCCCUACCCUUUCCCACUGAGUGGUAAUUUAUUUUGUCUGAAUUGGAGGCAGUAUCUGUACAUUUGAUUCCCAGGUGACACUGUAGAUGUCUUUAAGAAAAUGGGUUAUUUUAUAUAAUUUUAUCAUAGAUUGUUCAAAUAAAUCAUUCUUUUGUCACACA